AUGCCCAAGCUUGAGGCUCUACACCUUGGCUGGAAUGAAGUAUCAGGGCCCAGGGGAACUCUAACAGCUCAUCCCCCAAUUGAUUUUGCAGAGAUUAAGGCUGCUCUUGACCCCCUAUCGCAGCAUCUCAAAACCCUGUCGAUUGGGGUCACCAACUAUCGGCCCAAAUCAGGGCAGCUGGCCGCGGAGGACAAUCCAACCCGUCCGUUUAUAGAAUGGGCAGACUCCUCUUUUGGGUCUCUGGCCAGCCUGGGCUUCCUUGAGCACCUCGAGGUUUCUGUCAACAUCUUGCUCGACUUCGUCCCGUGGAUUAACGCUCUAGAAGACGUCCUUCCAAAAAGCCUAAGGUCUUUGGUACUGACGGACGAAAUGUUGACCUGGCGUCAAGGCAUACCUGAAGACCUGCUGCAGCCAUGGGAGCACGGUUUGCACCAAGUUGUCGCCCUGCUAGGCAGAUACCUGCUCCUCCACGAAAUCUUUGCCCCCCAUCUCACCAGUGUGACGCUUGAUUUCAUCGCUGCGAUCGGUUCUGACGGAACUGUGCCGCAGGCUCUUGAACGAAGGCUUCGUGGUUGCGCAGAGGCGAGUCACGUUACUGUCAAGAUACUCUACGUUCAGGCAUACCCGCUUGAGUAUUCUACGAGACUAUAUCCUAUAGCCCUCACCAUCUACAACCGCCAAACUCCCAAAGUCGCCCCGAUGAUCCGGUGCGGGGGCCCGUUGACUAGGGUUCCCCUGUAUUGGUGCCCACGAAGCUGGUCUAGGUCUGAAUAUGCCUAUCGGUUCCCCAUGCAAAAGCUGAGCUGA
This is a messenger RNA of Aspergillus calidoustus, 807 nucleotides long. The record is from the annotation of a GenBank genome assembly. NCBI's taxonomy places the organism in Eukaryota, Fungi, Ascomycota, Eurotiomycetes, Eurotiales, Aspergillaceae.